AUGCGACAAAUUGAAGAUCAGUUCCAGCUGGAGCCACAUGUGUUGAAACGAAAGGGUGGGGAAGUAGAUAUUUUGAUAGGUGUUAAUUACCCAAAACUACAUGUAGGAAAAAUGAAGGAAAAGGAUGGCAUGGUAGUACAAAAUUCCCCAUUAGGAUGGACUGUAUUUGGAGGGAAUAGGAAUGAUUCAAGUAAUAAACAUCAAGUGAUGAAUGUCAUAAUUCAUACUCCUGUAGACCUUACAAAAUUUUGGACUCUGGAAAGUUUGGGAGUGGAUAUUGGACAAUGUGAUUGCAAGAAAGCCCAGUUAGCUAAUGAAGAAAUUGAGGGAAAACUGAUUGAAGACUCGUGUACUAAAGUAGAUAACAAGUGGACAGUACCGUAUCCAUGGAUUAGGAAUCCUUAUGAACUUAAAGAUAACAAAGCACAAGCAGAGAGAAUGUUGAGAAGCCUAGAAAGAAGGUUGUUAAAGAGCCCUGAUCACGCAGCAGCAUAUGAAAGACAAAUGGAGGAAAUGGUAACAAUGGGGUAUGAAGGAGAGGCCAUCAAUGACUAUUGGGUCAAAGGACCGGACUUGCUAAAUAACUUACUGGGAGUUCUUUUGCGAUUUAGAGAAAAUGAAGUGGCCCUGUGUGCCGACAUAUCCAAAAUGUACCACCGGGUGGCGAUUCCGGAACGAGAUCAACACGUCCAUAGAUACCUAUGGAGAAAUCUUGAAAUUAACCGAGCUCCUGAUGUGUAUAUAAAGCUAAGACUAACGUUUGGAGACAAGCCAGCCCCUACCAUGGCACAGACCGCUUUAAGAUUGACAGCAAGGGAAAAUGAAAUAGAGUAUCCAGAAGCAGCAACGAUCCUUAAAAGAGACACUUAUAUGGACGAUAUUUGCCCAUCUGUCAGAACUAAGGAGGAGGCAAGCAAGAUAAUCCAUGACGUAGAAAAGGUACUUAGUAGUGGCGGUUUCUCUGUCAAAGGUUGGACCUCGAACAAGCAAGUACAAGGCAUAGAUAUCAAGCAAGACAAAGUGGUUAUGAUUGACUCCGAGCAAAGGGUAUUAG
Molecule: messenger RNA, 1054 nt
Organism: Anneissia japonica
Lineage: Eukaryota; Metazoa; Echinodermata; Crinoidea; Comatulida; Comatulidae
Exons: 2
Source: RefSeq, a predicted model, not a curated record